Messenger RNA from Cordyceps militaris CM01, 1584 nucleotides. RefSeq names its product CDP-diacylglycerol-glycerol-3-phosphate 3-phosphatidyltransferase. The transcript has 3 exons. Gene Ontology annotation, cellular component: mitochondrion. Gene Ontology annotation, biological process: cardiolipin biosynthetic process. The record is from RefSeq and is a predicted model, not a curated record. NCBI's taxonomy places the organism in Eukaryota, Fungi, Ascomycota, Sordariomycetes, Hypocreales, Cordycipitaceae. Gene Ontology annotation, molecular function: CDP-diacylglycerol-glycerol-3-phosphate 3-phosphatidyltransferase activity. The coding region runs from base 1 to 1584 and encodes 527 amino acids.
AUGUUUGCUCGAAGCUGCUGCCGAUGCGUCACCCGCAGGCGCCUCCAAUCGCGACCUUCACAGCUCUCCAUCGCCAGAGCGCAAGCUCGCCACUAUGCGACGCCGUCCGGCGUGCCUACACCAGCGAUCAGCAAAGCCGGCGUGCUGGCGCCCUUUGUCACUGAGCUCGACAAGCUCGCCCCGAGCAUCGACCUGCGCGGUGACCAGAUCCAGAUCCUACAAACACCGACCGAAUUCUACGAAACCCUCAAGGAGCGCAUACGCAACGCCAAGAGCCGCAUCUUCCUGUCGACCCUGUACAUUGGCAAGUCGGAGCGCGAGCUCAUCGAGACGCUGCGGGACGCGCUCCGGCGCAACCCGCAGCUGACGCUGAGCAUCCUGGCCGAUUGCCUCCGCGGCACGCGCGAGGCGCCGGACCCGUCGUGCGCGUCGCUGGUGGCGCCGCUGGUGGCCGAGUUUGGGGCCGACCGUGUCGAGGUUCGCAUGUACCACACGCCCAACCUGACGGGGCUGCGCAAAAAGUACAUCCCCAAGCGCAUCAACGAGGGCUGGGGCCUGCAGCACAUGAAGCUCUACGGCGUCGACGACGAGAUUAUCCUGUCCGGAGCCAACCUCUCUACCGACUACUUCACCAACCGCCAGGACAGAUACCACCUCUUCAAGUCCAAGCAAGUCACCGAUCACUUCUGUAACAUCCACCAUGGCGUCUCCUCGCUGAGCUUCCUCGUCACGCCCUCUGACCAAGCCGCCGGCUUCACACUCGCUUGGCCCGCUACCAACCCGACACCCUCCCCUCUCGACGACCCUCACGCCUUUAUUCGCGGCGCCACGUCCCUCCUCACACCGCUCCUCGCCGCGUCCGGCCGCCCACCCCCUUCGGCCCUCGACGACACGCGCGUGUACCUCCUCGGGCAAAUGUCCCAAAUCACCACCGCGCCCGACCCGUCCACCGAGCUGCCCGUCAUCACCAGCAUCCUGACGCGCCUCGCCGCGCCUGCCUACCGCGGCUCCUCAUGGACAUUUACCGCUGGCUACUUCAACCCCGCCCCGUCGCUGACCAGGCUGCUCCUCGCCACCGCCUCGUCGGCGCGCAACAACGUCGUCAUCACCGCCGCCCCCGAGGCCAACGGCUUCUACCGCGCGCCGGGCGUCGCCGGCCUGCUGCCGGACGCGUACACGCUGCUGGCGAAGCGCUUCGUGCACGCCGCGCACCACGGCGGCCGCGGCGCCGACAUUGCCCUCAAGGAGUGGCGCCACGGGACCGUCGGCCAACCCGGCGGCUGGACGUACCACGCCAAGGGCCUCUGGGUGGCCAUGCCCGGCGACGAGGCAGCCGGGCCGUCGAUGAGCGUCAUUGGCAGCUCCAACUACACGAAGCGCAGCUACUCGCAUGAUCUCGAGGUCGGCGCCCUCAUCGUGACGCGGGACGAGGGGCUCAAGGGAAGGCUCAAGGGCGAGCAGGAGUGGCUGCAGGAGCACGCGCGGACGAUGACGAGAGAGGACUUUUCGACGAAUGAGCGCAGGGUCGGCCUCAAGGUCCGCAUCGCCAUGUGGAUCGUGUCGCUCGUCGGUGGCGCGUUGUAG